Molecule: messenger RNA, 2290 nt
Organism: Ochotona curzoniae (black-lipped pika)
Lineage: Eukaryota; Metazoa; Chordata; Mammalia; Lagomorpha; Ochotonidae
Gene: RBPMS
Product: RNA binding protein, mRNA processing factor
Exons: 9
Coding region: 104-694 (196 amino acids)
Molecular function (GO): mRNA binding
Source: RefSeq, a predicted model, not a curated record
GCCCGGCCGAGGGGGACCCCCGGCGCCCCGGGGAAGGCAACAGCCAGGGCGAGCGCGCCCGCGCCCCCAGCCGCUCCCUGGCCGGCCAGCGAGGACCGGGAAGAUGAACAACGGCGGCAAAGCCGAGAAGGAGAACACCCCGAGCGAGGCCAACCUCCAGGAGGAAGAGGUCCGAACGCUGUUUGUCAGUGGUCUUCCUCUGGAUAUUAAACCUCGAGAACUCUACCUGCUUUUCAGACCAUUCAAGGGCUAUGAGGGGUCUCUCAUAAAGCUCACAUCUAAACAGCCUGUAGGUUUUGUCAGUUUUGACAGUCGCUCAGAAGCAGAAGCCGCAAAGAAUGCUUUGAAUGGCAUCCGCUUCGACCCUGAAAUACCGCAAACACUACGACUAGAGUUUGCAAAGGCAAACACGAAGAUGGCCAAGAACAAACUCGUAGGGACGCCAAACCCCAGUGCUCCCGUGCCCAACACUGUACCUCAGUUCAUUGCCAGAGAGCCAUAUGAGCUCACAGUGCCUGCACUUUACCCCAGUAGCCCUGAAGUGUGGGCCCCGUACCCUCUGUACCCAGCGGAGUUAGCGCCUGCUCUUCCUCCUCCUGCUUUCACCUAUCCCGCUUCACUGCAUGCCCAGAUGCGCUGGCUCCCUCCCUCCGAGGCUACUUCUCAGGGCUGGAAGUCCCGUCAGUUCUGCUGAAUACUGUUUCCCAGGUGUGUGAUGGCGGCUGCAAUCUGUCUUGUGGGUAUUAAUGCAAUCUUCCAUGGUGGCUCCUGUGCUCCAGCUGUUCUGCGAAACUGGAGCGUACUGGCUUCAAGAGACCUUGCCCAGUACUGAGCCCGUCAAGACUUUGCCACAGCCUCUAUCACACAUCUGUUUUUCUCGAAGAAAAAAAAUAUAAUAAAAAUGUUUUACUCUUUUACACUGUAUAACUCUAAGAAAUAGUGUGUUGUUAUUUGUGAAUGCAUGGUCUGACAUUCAUGUCCAUACAGUUGAGAUAUUUUCAAACGCAACGUAAAAGAAGUCAACAGUAAUACCAAGAAAGUGAGUAUUUUUAUACCAAACCUUUUACGUAUGACCAGAUGGAUGAUCUCACACUGGUUGGAUCACAGUUUUUGUGCUUGACUUUCUGAAUGCUUGUAAUUAAGAAUAUCUAUUUUUUUUCCUCUAAAAUAAGCUGCAUGUUUGAGGCAUGCUUCUAAAUAUUAUCAAAAUGUCCAGCGUUGUGUUGUGGAUGUGUUUAGGACCCUGUUGCCUGGCAGGAGUCCAGGGUAGCUUAGUGACGCUAUGUUAGGUGUUAGGAACUGCUUCUGCUGCGUGAAGUCCCUCCCUCUAAUCCCAGCCCUCUAGCUAGGAUGUCCAUGCAAGACAAUCGGGAGCGGCCAGGGCCUGUGCCGAGCAGUGCACUCACAGCUGGGCAAUGGAGAGAACUCCUGACCACAGCGUGGGUUCAGAAAGCCCUGGCAGCCUCAGGUGCAUCACCCAAACUGUGCGCCAUGUGCCAGCUUUUGCAUUUUGUUUUGCUUAUGACCCACCUGUAUAACUCACCUCCCUAAGUCCUGUCUCGUUUGGGAGGACAUUGUGGUUUGGGAGAGCAGCCCUGUAGGCAGCACGAAUCUCCAAUGGUCAGUCUGAGCCGGGGUCCUAAGUCUUGGUACCUGAUGGGCCCAUCAGCACCCAUCCUCAAUGGGUCCUGCUGCCCAGAGAUGCCCUGUGCCCAGCAAGUAGAGACCAAGCUGUCGGGGGCUGUGGUAUGAGCACUUGCUGAGCUUGCUUUGGGAUCUCCUUGGAGCAGGAGUGCCUCCUCUGCUGUGCUGCCAUGUCCCAUGAGAACAUGACCAUCCCCCGUCAACCAAAGCCACGUGUGCAGCUGUAAUGCUCUAAGAAUGUUCGACUGCUGACAUAGUUAAACAUGAUCACAAGCCUCCUUACCGAUAUGCUCACGUUUUGUUGAAAACUUCAAUGCUUUAAUGAUUAUAGAGUUCGUGUGGGGUUGUUUCAUUUUCUUUCAUUAGAAGUAAAGGAUGUUAAGAAGCUUUUAAAGGUCUUUGCCAAAAACAAACGAAACCAGGCCAGAAGCGAGGAAACCUUUCUUCCCCUGCAUGCGGGGGAAGGACAGGCAGCCCCUGGGGGCUCUGACAGGCCCGCUCAGGUGUCCCAGGACCCACUGAGAUCUUGGUGAGUCCUGUAUUAUUCCUAAGGAAAACAGCCACUUCAUGGUCUAUUGUGCUUUUAUAAACUGGUAAAAGGUACUUUUUUAUUGUCAUUUUUAAAAGAAAUAAAGUGCUUAUUCCA